Messenger RNA from Conger conger (European conger), 561 nucleotides. Its product is annotated as perilipin-4-like. NCBI's taxonomy places the organism in Eukaryota, Metazoa, Chordata, Actinopteri, Anguilliformes, Congridae. The transcript has 6 exons. The record is from RefSeq and is a predicted model, not a curated record. The annotation marks the transcript as partial.
UUGUCAGGUAUUGAUAGUAUUUCCACUGUAAUUUCAGGUUCUGACACAUUGUCAGGUAUUGAUAGUAUUUCCACUGUCAUUUCAGGUUCUGACACAGUUGUUCUCGGUUUUGACACAGGCUUUCCAGUUGUUGAAUCAGUUUUGUCAGGUAUUGAUAGUAUUUCCACUGUCAUUUCAGGUUCUGACACAGUUGUUUUCGGUUUUGAUACGGGCUUUCCAGUUGUUGAAUCAGUUUUGUCAGGUGUUGAUAGUAUUUCCACUGUCAUUUCAGGUUCUGACACAUUUUCAGGUGUUGAUAGUAUUUCCACUGUAAUUUCAGGUUCUGACUUGUCAGGUAUUGAUAGUAUUUCCACUGUCAUUUCAGGUUCUGACACAGUUGUUUUCGGUUUUGACACGGGCUUUCCAGUUGUUGAAUCAGUUUUGUCAGGUAUUGACAGUAUUUCCACUGUCAUUUCAGGUUCUGACUCAGUUUUUUCAGGUGUUGAUAGUAUUUCCACUGUAAUUUCAGGUUCUGACUUGUCAGGUAUUGAUAGUAUUUCCACUGUCAUUUCAGGUUCUGAC